UUGCGAUAGCCCUCAAUAAUCGCGCAAAACGCGCCAUGACAGGCCAGAGAGCAAUGCGAUACCUGCCACGGAAAUAGCUGCACGGGUUGCUCAAAAUGGACGCCGGCUACGAGGGCCGACUGCACCUCGAUUUCAUCUCGUAGGCAGUCCCCACCCCUUCUUCGUUAUCAGCUCCGUCUUUUUCUCUCCGUGUUGUUUCUGCGUAGAAUCGACGAAACCAGUCAAGCAACAGCUGCGCACGUCACUAUCGUCACUGGCCCGCUACACGAAAUACCGGCACAUAGCCCCACCACCAGGCCGACCCCUCUCCACCGCGCGCCUGCAAACUUCACUCCACCAACACUAUACACACACAUACACACACUUUUGCACAAUGGGAAAGCCUCCGAAUCUAUACGCCUUUCAAAGUGCCGCCGAGCUUGCCCCAAGCCUGCGUGCCUACGUGCUCGACGCCCAAAAUGCCGCCCUCGACCGUCAUCAUGUCUUCCGUGUCGCAGUCUCCGGCGGCUCUCUGCCCAAGACGCUUGCGCAAGCGCUUUUGAAGGAGACUAAUGGCGAAGGCAAGAUCCAAUUCGAUAAAUGGGAAAUUUUCUAUGCCGACGAGCGCGCUGUGCCCCUCGACCAUGAAGACAGCAACCACCGAUUGGUCAAGGAGGAGCUUCUGGAUAAGAUACCGCAAGAACUAGGCACACCCAAGGUCCACCCAAUCGAUGUCAAGUAUCUCGACGAUGUACAAGAGCUGGCCGACCAGUACGAAAAGACGCUUGUCAGCGUUUUUGCUGCCCGCGACAGCGUAAAGCUACCAUUGUUCGACCUGCUUCUACUGGGCUGCGGACCCGAUGGACACACAUGCAGCUUGUUUCCAGGCUCCGACCUUCUCCGCGAAACCGAAGCCUGGGUUCUCCCCAUUUCCGAUUCUCCGAAGCCUCCGCCAAAACGUAUCACCAUCUCGCUCCCCGUUGCGCAACACGGACUGAAGAUUGCCUUUGUGGCGACUGGCGGAGGAAAGAAGGAUAUUAUGCGCCAGAUAUUUGAUACCGAUGAAGGACAGCAGUUGCCGUGCGGUCUGGUGAACCACAGGGGCGGAGAGCGGGUCAGCUGGUUCGUUGACUACCCUGCUAUCGAGGGUGUGUCUUUUCCAGCUCGCCGCGGCAGCUUGUGAGCAUGGUGAGGUUUGCAAAGUAUGCUUUCUCACUCUGUGCUACGUCGCUUGCAGCGGCAAAGGCGGGACCUCUUUGCAAUUGCAUGGGCGUGACCCCCACUCAGAGUUGCAUGCGGUUGUGCUUUCGCGACAGGAAACCCAUCAUGUAGCUGGACGACCGAAUCACGAAGCAAGCAUUGCGUCAGACAGUCAGCUUAGGUACAAUAGAUUACGAACCAUCUACGACAUUAUUCACUUUGUCUUAAGCCUUCU
Molecule: messenger RNA, 1414 nt
Organism: Bipolaris sorokiniana ND90Pr
Lineage: Eukaryota; Fungi; Ascomycota; Dothideomycetes; Pleosporales; Pleosporaceae
Exons: 1
Coding region: 374-1162 (262 amino acids)
Biological process (GO): carbohydrate metabolic process; pentose-phosphate shunt
Molecular function (GO): 6-phosphogluconolactonase activity
Source: RefSeq, a predicted model, not a curated record